AUGCCAUCCCCCAAUCCACCAGAUGCAGUCCUAGAAUUCCUCUGCGACCGCCGCUUCCACCGCCGCCUGACCUUCCCACCCUCCCCGUCCUCAGGCCGAACAUCACCCUACCACAUCUCCUACGCCGACUACGCCGAUGCAACCAGCACGGCCGUCGUCCUCUUCUUCGGCGGCCUAAUGGGCGGCCGCCUCAGCUACUCUCCGCUGGACCAACUAGCCCGCACGCACGGGAUCCGCAUCAUCCACGCGGACCGGCCAGGAAUGGGCGGCAGCAGCAGCGUGGAGAUCGAAGCGCGGAUUACGGCGUUUGUCGACACGCUGCCGCUGCUGCUGGCGCACCUGGGGAUCGCGCAUGUGGCCCUCGCGAGCCAUAGCUUCGGGACAGUGUAUCUGCUCAACGCGCUGCUGAGGUUUCCGGGCCUGCUGCACCCGCGGAGACCGCAUGUGGCUGUUUUCGCGCCGUGGGUUCACCCGCAGCAUACGGGGAUGCUGCAUCUACGGGCUGCGGAGCUGCUGCUGCCGGGGCCGGUCAUCGGGCAGUUCACGGCGCUGGCCAAGUUUGUCCACGGGAGGAUCGCGCCGUUGGCGGGCAUGAGCGCGGGCUGGAGCAGUGCGGUAGCAGGCAGCUUCUCCUCUGCGGCGCCGCUGUCCGUUGCGCCGUGCGCGGUGGGAGAAGAGGGUGGAAGGAGCCAGCAGCAGGCGGCAGACUUCCACGCAGCUGUAGACCUGCACGACGCAGACACACUUGCGCACCUGCGCUCGCUGAUCCCCACGUUUCUCUUCGCAGAGCAAGUCGACGGCGUGGAUCAGGAUGCGCAGCUCUGCCUCCGCAAACCGCGCUCCAUACCAUGGUGUGCAGCGCCGCUCGAGUGGGACGACAUCGACGAUGCCGUGCGGCUCUUCGCCAAAACCACCAGCCGUGACGUUGCCCAGGAUGUCACAGCGGAGACUCAGCGGCGCUGGACCAUCGACGCUUUCCACGCCCAGUCGGACGGGAUGGUGGGGGCAAAGGGGAGGGUGUGGUUCGACGCGUGCUGGUCUUCAGCAGUUGGUGAGAGGGGGGACUGCGUGUAUGAGAGCAGGGUAGUGAAAGGUGCGGACCAUGAUUUCAUCCUCGAUCCGCAGUUUGGCGCGAGUGAGGCAUGGUUGCAACGUGUGAGGCGUGCAUUUGACAGCGGGGAAGGCGAGGGCGAAGGGCGAGAGAUGCAUCUCUAG
Ascochyta rabiei is the source of this 1215-nucleotide messenger RNA. RefSeq lists its product as uncharacterized. The transcript has a single exon. The record is from RefSeq and is a predicted model, not a curated record. NCBI's taxonomy places the organism in Eukaryota, Fungi, Ascomycota, Dothideomycetes, Pleosporales, Didymellaceae. The coding region runs from base 1 to 1215 and encodes 404 amino acids.